Geodia barretti is the source of this 1660-nucleotide messenger RNA. The record is from the annotation of a GenBank genome assembly. Lineage: Eukaryota; Metazoa; Porifera; Demospongiae; Tetractinellida; Geodiidae.
CCCCCCUGCGGUGAAAAUCUCCAGAUAGUCAACAACAGUGACGGCGACUGGUGGCUGGCUAGGUCCCUCAAGACAGGCAGACAGGGAUACAUCCCCAGCAACUAUGUAGCUGCACUCUCCAGCGUAAAGGCCAACGAUUGGUUCUUUGGUCGUAUCAAGAGGGUGGAUGCGGAGAAGAAGCUGCUGCAGGUGGGCAAUCAGACGGGGACCUUCCUCAUCAGGGAGAGCGAGAGUGCACCCGGGAACUACUCCCUCUCGGUCAGAGAGGCCGAGACCGUUAAACACUACCGCAUCAGGAAGGUCGACACAGGAGGUUACUACAUAGCGGCUCGAAGUAUGUUCACCACACUGGAUGACAUGGUACGACACUAUCAGGAAGAUGCAGACGGACUCUGCACCCGGCUCACCGUAAUCUGCCCGAAACACGACAUCGACAUGCCCUCGACUGUCGGUCUCUCUUACAACACGAAAGACGAGUGGGAAAUCGAGCGGUCGUCGAUACAACUCAACCGGAAACUGGGCGCCGGACAAUUCGGGGAGGUGUGGGACGGACUGUGGAACGGAACGACGGCCGUAGCCGUGAAGACACUCAAACCGGGGGCUAUGGGCGUGAAGGAUUUCCUCUCGGAAGCGCAGAUCAUGAAAAAGCUUCAGCACGAGAAAUUGAUCCAGCUCUACGCCGUCUGCACAAAGGGGGAGCCCAUCUACAUCGUGACAGAGUUGAUGAAGAACGGCAGUUUGCUCGACUUCUUGCAAAAGGGCGAGGGUCGACACAUGAAACUGCCUCAGCUAAUUGACGUCGCUACGCAGACCGCGGGCGGUAUGGCGUAUUUAGAGUCCCAGCACUACAUCCACAGGGAUCUAGCCGCCAGAAACGUGCUCGUCAGCGAAGGGAACAUAGUAAAAAUCGCUGAUUUUGGGCUUGCGAGAGUCAUCAUCGACAACGAGUACACGGCACGCGAGGGUGCAAAGUUCCCCAUCAAGUGGACGGCACCCGAGGCAGCGCUCUACAACCGCUUCAGCAUCAAGUCAGACGUCUGGUCGUUUGGGAUCCUCAUCUCGGAGCUGAUUACCCACGGACGAAUCCCGUACCCGGGCAUGACAAACGGAGAAGUUCUCGCCAAGGUAGAGCAGGGUUACCGCAUGCCACCACCCCCAGGGUGCCCCGACCCCCUCUACCAGACCAUGCUCGACUGCUGGAAACCGGAACCGGACGAACGACCGACGUUCGAGUUUUUGAAGUUCCACCUGGAAGACUAUUUCGUGUCGGCAGUGAACGAUGAGUACAAAAUGAUCACAUGAUACCAGUUUAACGCUUCUUAGCACAGUCGAUUAUUAUUGUAAAACUCUUCACGUUUUACACAUGCACAUGUAUAAUAGACAGUGUUAUGCCCGCAUUAUAGACUACGAGAUAGAGCCAGUGUGUUUUUGUUGUCUUGUUUGUGUACUUAUUUGGUGUUUGUUUCUGUUUAUUGUGACGACUGGUAUUAACGACAUAUUGGCCUAAUUUAUUUUAUUGUGUGCGUAUGUAUGUACCUCUUGACAUGCUGUGGACAUAAAACAAAAACAGGACGUGUGUAUAUACCGUUUAGAAAGUGUAUAAUUAUUAUGUCUCUUUGUUUUCAUCACUUUUCACAUCGGAACUUUUUGUCGUUGCAAA